Messenger RNA from Erpetoichthys calabaricus (reedfish), 775 nucleotides. RefSeq names its product NADH dehydrogenase [ubiquinone] iron-sulfur protein 2, mitochondrial-like. The coding region runs from base 62 to 775 and encodes 237 amino acids. The record is from RefSeq and is a predicted model, not a curated record. Lineage: Eukaryota; Metazoa; Chordata; Cladistia; Polypteriformes; Polypteridae. The transcript has 7 exons. Gene Ontology annotation, biological process: mitochondrial electron transport, NADH to ubiquinone. Gene Ontology annotation, molecular function: NADH dehydrogenase (ubiquinone) activity; NAD binding; quinone binding.
UAAACAUGGCUAACGAGAACUGUGAUGUCAUAAGCACCCGGAUGUAAUUCAGGCCAGAAAGAUGGCAGCUGCUAUGUUAAGGUCGCUGUCUAAAUUAAAAUGCCCUUCAACCGCAAUUUUAACUACAAAUGUUGUAAAAUCAUCGAGUUCUUUGCUGCUGAACAGGCAGAAACAGUGGCAGCCAGAUGUUGAAUGGACAGAACAAUAUGCAGGAGCUGUUAUGUACCCCACUGCUGUCACUGAAAAGUGGAACCCACCUCCCUGGAAUGAUAAGGAUCCUCCAGCUGAGAAGACAGUUUCCAAUUUAACAAUUAACUUUGGACCUCAGCACCCAGCAGCUCACGGGGUACUCCGGUUGGUCCUUGAGCUUAGUGGAGAAUCAGUUAAAAAAUGUGACCCACACAUUGGUUUGUUGCAUCGUGGGACAGAAAAACUUAUUGAAUAUAAAACAUACUUGCAGGCACUGCCUUAUUUUGACCGGCUUGACUAUGUAUCCAUGAUGUGUAAUGAACAGGCCUAUUCCCUGGCUGUGGAGAAGCUGCUUAACAUUCAGCCACCACCCCGUGCACAAUGGAUUAGAGUCUUAUUUGGUGAGCUCACACGAAUAUUAAAUCACAUCAUGGCAAUCACCACCCAUGCUUUGGAUAUUGGAGCAAUGACACCUUUUUUCUGGAUGUUUGAAGAGAGAGAAAAGAUGUUUGAGUUUUAUGAGAGGGUGUCAGGAGCUCGAAUGCAUGCUGCCUAUGUCAGGCCUGGUGGAGUUCAUCAGCAGUAA